Messenger RNA from Plasmodium reichenowi, 474 nucleotides. Its product is annotated as thioredoxin 2, putative. The coding region runs from base 1 to 474 and encodes 157 amino acids. Lineage: Eukaryota; Apicomplexa; Aconoidasida; Haemosporida; Plasmodiidae. The transcript has 4 exons. Gene Ontology annotation, molecular function: oxidoreductase activity, acting on a sulfur group of donors, disulfide as acceptor. Gene Ontology annotation, cellular component: cytoplasm. The record is from RefSeq and is a predicted model, not a curated record.
AUGAAGAAGUAUAUAUUUUUCUUUCUCUUUUCUUUUAUAAAUUUUUUUUUUGUGUACGAUGUUAUAUGUACAAAAGAAGUAACAUCAACAAAUGAUGAUCCUUUAACACCCCUCAACAGAUUUGAUAAAUAUUAUUUACGUAUGUUUAAAAAAGUACCAAGAUUACAACAAAAUGGAUCAAAUAUUAUCAACGGUGUUAAUAUGAAAAAUACAGUUAUUGUAUUGUACUUUUUCGCAAAAUGGUGUCAAGCUUGUACAAUGCAAAGCACAGAAAUGGAUAAAUUACAAAAAUAUUACGGAAAGCGCAUAUACUUAUUAAAGGUUGACCUAGACAAAAAUGAAGCACUUGCAAGAAAAUUUUCAGUAAAAUCAUUACCCACAAUUAUUCUUUUAAAAAAUAAAACUAUGCUAGCAAGAAAAGAUCACUUUGUCUCAAGCAAUGAUUUGAUAGCAUUAAUUAAAAAACAUUUAUAA